Capra hircus (goat) is the source of this 3922-nucleotide messenger RNA. It is a transcript of the gene TRA2A, whose product is annotated as transformer 2 alpha homolog. The transcript is spliced from 8 exons. Gene Ontology annotation, biological process: positive regulation of mRNA splicing, via spliceosome. Gene Ontology annotation, molecular function: RNA binding. NCBI's taxonomy places the organism in Eukaryota, Metazoa, Chordata, Mammalia, Artiodactyla, Bovidae. The record is from RefSeq and is a predicted model, not a curated record. Gene Ontology annotation, cellular component: spliceosomal complex. Bases 2214 to 2756 code for a protein of 180 amino acids.
CCAGGAGAUCUUCCCGACCCAGGGAUUGAACCCGGGUCUCCCUCAUUGUAGGCAGACGCUUUACAAGUCUGAGCCACCAGGGAAGUCUUUUAAGAUAGAAGUCUUUAAUAUAUAAACCUAUUUCUGUCUUAAAAAUUAAAGGUUUUAAGAGUAUCAGAGCACACAGAACACAAAGUUUUUUGUGUAUAUAACAAGGGCUGUAGUGAUGUUUGUAGAUUUAUACCAAGGGAUCUGUUUAUAUAAGGGAAAGCCAAAAGAAAGGAGGGGGGUAUAUUUUUACCUAAUGAAAUAUAGGUAAUGAACUGGCCUAUGAGACUUCAAUGACAAAUGAGUGGCCAUACUUUUGUUUUUAGUCCUGAAUAUGCUGCUUUUACCGUUUCAGUGAAUGAAAAAACCUAAAUUGCUAUGCCUGUUCCAGGCAUCUGUCCAGAAAUUUAGAAAGUAUCUGAGAUGUGGUGAAAGACUUUCUGUAGGUAAAUAAAUGGAGAAAGUGGAUGUUGAACAGAAGGGUAGCUAUGUAUUUCAGUUUGUUUUUAUCUGAAAAAAAAAAAUAGGCCUGGCAGCAUCAAUAGUACCAUUUUUGAAAAAUAAGCCUGAAGGAAAACCUCAAGGAAGUUGGAUGAUAAUCUUAAUGACAUAAAUGAAAAUUGGUGGAAAAUGGGUUUGUUUUCACUAAUAAUCAAGGGUUAAGUGGACAGAGAAACCAAACUGUCCAUCCUGCUUUGGUCAUAAGUUCUUCAUAUGUCUAUCAAAAUUUUAAAAGCAGGCUUCUAAUAAGUUUUAAAUGAUUUGGAAAGUUUUGAUUUAUAUCCAAUUUUUUUAGAAGCCAGUCGGAUUUCUCAUAAAUGAUAUAGUCACUGAAGGGAAUAUACGUAUGCAUAACUAUAUAAAAUAUGCAAAAACUAUGAAAAAGAUAGGAUAAACAAUAAAGACCAUGAUACUAAUUUACAACUACUAGGAACUUAAAAGCCAAAGGGGAAAUUUUUAAAAUUUUAUAUUUCUUCCCCACCCUUUCUUUUUUUUUAGUAUGCUUGUUUUAUUUCAGAUUGUAUCUUUCUGGUUAAAGUCAGAGUAAGCAAAGAUAGUGGUCAAACAAUCAGGAAAUGUUAGUAAUUUUACUAAUUGUGUUUUGCUUCUCUGAACCUCAGCAUGUGUCCUAUAAUAGGUGAGUUUAGAUAGGUGUGUUCAGAUAUUCCAGCCUGUGAUGCUUUGCUUUAACUAUAUCUUGGUAUCUUAGCCCGGCUUAGGGAAAGCUUAUUUUGAGAUCAUUGGGAAUCUUCAGGUUAUAAAUUAGUGAAAACUUAAGACAUAGGUAUGGGGGGAUUACAGUUAAUGUUAGAGUUAUGCUUGAAUUAAGUAUUUAUAUUAAAACUGCUCACAUUUUAGGAACUAGGAUGAAACUUGGGAGGAGGGUGAACAGUAUGGUAAAAAACAUUUAGAGAAAUUCAGUAAAUUCUCUUUAAUUGUUAGAAACUAGAGUUUUGAAAAAUUUUAAAGAUUAUAAAAUUGUUUUUUUAAUAAACUAGUUAUUUGCACUUUACCUGCUGGCUUUUCCAUUUGGUAGAUAACAUUCUGAACUCCAGCAGAGUUUUAUAAUCCCCACGUGCUUAAAUAUACUAAAUGUUCUUUUUCCAUUAAGGUUAAUGUUCGUGAAGAAAUUGAAGAGUUUUUUCCAAGAAUGUGGAAGAUAAAUCAAGAUAAAAGAAGGCUAAUGAAAAGUAUUAAAGAUCAGAAAAUUAAAAUUGAAUGGGGGAAAAAAUUGAACAGAAGAUUGGUCAGAUAGAAGCACUUGAAUAUUUUUUAAGGCUAUUUUGAAUUGUUUUGGGGAAGAAUACACGAAGUAUGAAAAAUGAAAAACUCAAUGAAGAAUGAAGAGAAGUAGAAAGCAAGAGUGAAGUAGAAUUAAAAGAAUCUGGAAGAAUGAAUGGGUCCUAGGUUAAGUAAAUGAGUCUCGCUCUCAGUCAAAAUCUCCAACGGGAACUCCUGCUCGUGUAAAAUCGGAGAGCAGGUCAGGAUCUCGUAGUCCAUCAAGGGUUUCCAAACACUCUGAAUCCCAUUCUCGAUCAAGAUCAAAAUCCAGGUCGAGGUCAAGGAGGCAUUCUCAUAGACGUUACAGUCGAUCCAGAUCCCAUUCUCACUCUCAUAGGAGACGAUCUCGAAGUAGGUCAUAUACACCAGAAUACCGACGUCGAAGGAGCCGAAGUCAUUCUCCAAUGUCUAACCGGAGAAGACAUACAGGCAGCAGGGCAAAUCCUGAUCCCAAUACUUGUCUAGGAGUGUUUGGCCUCAGUUUGUACACAACAGAGAGAGAUCUUCGAGAAGUAUUUUCUCGAUAUGGACCGUUGAGUGGUGUCAAUGUGGUUUAUGACCAGCGAACUGGACGGUCACGGGGAUUUGCUUUUGUUUAUUUCGAGAGAAUAGAUGACUCAAAGGAGGCUAUGGAAAGGGCAAAUGGAAUGGAACUGGAUGGUAGAAGAAUUCGGGUGGAUUAUUCUAUCACCAAGAGAGCACACACACCAACACCAGGCAUAUACAUGGGCAGACCAACUCACAGUGGUGGUGGUGGCGGUGGCGGCGGCGGUGGAGGUGGGGGAGGUGGCAGACGUCGAGAUUCUUACUAUGAUCGAGGAUAUGAUCGUGGGUACGACAGAUAUGAAGACUAUGAUUACCGGUACAGAAGAAGAUCACCUUCUCCUUAUUAUAGUCGGUACAGAUCACGAUCAAGAUCUCGAUCCUACAGCCCAAGACGCUAUUAAUAAGCAGAGCAGUUGCAGUUGAGGACAUCUUUUUCUCUUUUUUUAAUUCUGGAUUUCCCCAAGCUUCUAAUCCUUUCUACUCCUCAAAAAGAACCCUUAAAAAAUCUUUGGUUUGUUUAGCAUCUCCACUUUGUCAAUUGUAUUGCUAUUUUCCACCCCUUUUAUUAUAUUCUUAAAGAUGUAAUUGUCAUUUUUGAGUAGUUAAACAUCUUGAGUAAAAAAGGAACCCCUCCGUGUUAUGCUUUGUAAAUGAUUUUUUUGUUUUUUGCUUUUAUGGAAAAUUCACUCCUAGCUUAUCAAAAUGAGGAAAGAAAUGAUCUUUUUAAAGCUUCUUUUGUGUUAGAUAUUGUAUUAGACAUUGUAUUAGAGGUCUGCAUUUACUACAAACUCCUUUUUUAACUUUCUUUUGGGGAAGUUAGUAGUAGUUCAGUCAGGUCAAGUUUGUCUGGGGUGGCAUGGAACAGUCAAAUAGUUAAGUAUAGAAAGUUUGAAGCUAUAGAAGAAAAUACGUACUUGGUCAUUUCUUUUGAAGAACAUAAUUUUUGAACCCUAAAAAUUACUUCUUUUUUUAGAAAUGAAAAGCUUGUGGACUCCUAUAAAACAUGUUGUAUUUAAAAUACAUUUGUUGAAACUUAAAAACGUAAAGUGUGAUUUUUGUGUUGAAUUUAUUAAUCAGUGAAGGACAGCCUUUAUUAUUUAUUACUUAGAGCAAUUGUAUAAUUGCUAUUAGAAAUUUUGGUAUUGGGACAAUGGUUUAGGCAGGCUGUUUGUAUAGAGUUCUUAGAAGUAGUUGGGGGGGUAGUCUUCUUUCAAAUAAAAGUUAAUUUCUUUGAAAAUGGGACUCUCUCUUUAUUGUGGUACAGUGGGAAGAUAUAACUGGAUUAAUUUGGAUUUCCUUUUUCCUAGUACUUUUGCAUGCACCUAAAUGUAUAAUCUGUGUCUCUUCUUGAAAAACCCUUUUCUUUCCUCCCUUUUUUGGUCAACUACCAAUAUUGAUAGUAUUCCGUGUUGAAGAAAAGAUAAAUAGUAUGGUUUAUUUCUUCAAGAAGCCCACAUUCUAAUGGGAAAACACAUUUAAAUAACUAGUGUAAUGAAAGGGGAGGCUGUGCGAAUGAAGAGGUGGAUGAUUUUUCAGGUGACCUUUAAGAAAAAGUAUAGGAACAUGA